GUUGAGCCUCGGUGUGUGUAACUGUGAUGUGUCAAAAGUUAUUAAUCUGUGUAUAUUUUAUUGUGUUGAAUUAAAAUACUUAUUUAUGGUGACCUAACGCAAAGAGAGAAGGAAUUAUCCUUCUUUACUUAUUGUUUUGUGAAGUGUUUGGUAGUGCCGGAGUUUGUUAGUGCAAAGAGUAAGUUGGGAGAAAUCUCUAAAAUAUGGCGGAUUCAAGUUAUUAUCAGGGGGACUACAUCCGCCAUCCGGUGCUGUACGAGUUGAGUCACAAGUACGGCUUUCAAACAGAGGCGGUUCCUGAGGCGGCGCUUCCAUGUAAACUGGAGGAACUUAAGGAACAUAUUCGGCGUGAGAUUCGGAAAGAGCUUAAAAUUAAAGAGGGGGCAGAAAAAUUAAGGGAGGUUGCUACUGAUCGUAAAUCUUUAUCAGAUGUUGCACAUAUCGUUAAAAAGUCAAAUUCAAAAUUGGGGGAACUGCAUGCCGAAUUGCAGGAACUAGAGAGUCAAAUUAUUUUAACACAGGGACAAAGUGCCUUACCUUCGCCUCUCACUCCACCCACAUCCAACAACGGACAUGAUGGGUACUCGUCGCCGGUGGUGGCGGCCCCGCAGAACUCCGGGUUCGCCAACGACCUCCGACUGGUCUCCCUGGAGAAACAGCUCAACAUCGAGCUUAAGGUUAAGCAAGGAGCAGAGAACAUGAUCCAGAGUUUAACCAGUGGACAUACUCGGGACAAGAAGCUGCUGGCAGAGGCACAACAGAUGUUGGCUGACUCUAGGGCCAAGAUAGAGUACCUGCGCAUGAGGAUCAUGAAGGUUAAACAGAAUCGAACACAGAAGUCGCAAGAUCAUUCCUCUAAUGGUGACCUCUCCCAUAAGGAUAAGGUGGAGAGCAACUUGGAGCUCCCACUGGAGGAGAGAGUGGAAGAGUUGCGACACAGGCUGAGGAUAGAAGCUGCUGUGGUGGGAGUAACCUUCAUGGUCUUGUUGCAGAUAAAGUGGAGAGCAGCUUGGAGCUCCCACUGUGGAGAGCAGCUUGGAGCUCCCACUGGUGGAGAUAGUGGAAGAGUUGCGACACAGGCUGAGGAUAGAAGCUGCUGUGGUGGGAGUAACCUUCAUGGUCUUGUUGCAGAUAAAGUGGAGAGCAGCUUGGAGCUCCCACUGGUGGAGAUAGUGGAAGAGUUGCGACACAGGCUGAGGAUAGAAGCUGCUGUGGUGGGAGUAACCUUCAUGGUCUUGUUACAGAUAAGUGGAGAGCAGCUUGGAGCUCCCACUGGAGGAGAGAGUGGAAGAGUUGCGACACAGGCUGAGGAUAGAAGCUGCUGUGGUGGAAGUAACCUUCACGGUCUUGUUGCAGAUAAAGUGGAGAGCAGCUUGGAGCUCCCACUGGUGGAGAUAGUGGAAGAGUUGCGACACAGGCUGAGGAUAGAAGCUGCUGUGGUGGGAGUAACCUUCAUGGUCUUGUUACAGAUAAGGUGGAGAGCAACUUGGAGCUCCCACUGGAGGAGAGAGUGGAAGAGUUGCGACACAGAUAAGGUGGAGAGCAACUUGGAGCUCCCACUGGAGGAGAGGGUGGAAGAGCUGCGACACAGGCUGAGGAUAGAAGCUGCUGUGGUGGAAGUAACCUUCAUGGUCUUUUUGCAGAUAAGGUGGAGAGCAGCUUGGAGCUCCCACUGGAGGAGAGAGUGGAAGAGCUGCGACACAGAUAAGGUGGAGAGCAGCUUGGAGCUCCCACUGGUGGAGAUAGUGGAAGAGCUGCGACACAGGCUGAGGAUAGAAGCUGCUGUGGUGGGAGUAACCUUCAUGGUCUUGUUGCAGAUAAAGUGGAGAGCAGCUUGGAGCUCCCACUGGAGGAGAGAGUGGAAGAGUUGCGACACAGAUAAGGUGGAGAGCAGCUUGGAGCUCCCACUGGAGGAGAGGGUGGAAGAAUUGCGACACAGGCUGAGGAUAGAAGCUGCUGUGGUGGGAGUAACCUUCAUGGUCUGGUUACAGAUAAGGUGGAGAGCAACUUGGAGCUCCCACUGGAGGAGAGGGUGGAAGAGUUGCGACACAGAUAAGGUGGAGAGCAACUUGGAGCUCCCACUGGUGGAGAUAGUGGAAGAGCUGCGACACAGGCUGAGGAUAGAAGCUGCUGUGGUGGAAGUAACCUUCAUGGUCUGGUUACAGAUAAGGUGGAGAGCAACUUGGAGCUCCCACUGGAGGAGAGAGUGGAAGAGUUGCGACACAGAUAAGGUGGAGAGCAACUUGGAGCUCCCACUGGAGGAGAGAGUGGAAGAGUUGCGACACAGGCUGAGGAUAGAAGCUGCUGUGGUGGGAGUAACCUUCAUGGUCUGGUUACAGAUAAGGUGGAGAGCAACUUGGAGCUCCCACUGGAGGAGAGGGUGGAAGAGUUGCGACACAGGUGGAGAGCAACUUGGAGCUCCCACUGGUGGAGAUAGUGGAAGAGCUGCGACACAGGCUGAGGAUAGAAGCUGCUGUGGUGGAAGUAACCUUCAUGGUCUUGUUGCAGAUAAGGUGGAGAGCAGCUUGGAGCUCCCACUGGUGGAGAUAGUGGAAGAGCUGCGACACAGGCUGACGAUAGAAGCUGCUGUGGUUGAUGUAACCUUCAUGGUCUUGUUACAGAUAAGGUGGAGAGCAACUUGGAGCUCCCACUGGAGGAGAGGUGGAGAGCAACUUGGAGCUCCCACUGGAGGAGAGAGUGGAAGAGUUGCGACACAGGCUGAGGAUAGAAGCUGCUGUGGUGGAAGUAACCUUUAUGGUCUUGUUACAGAUAAGGUGGAGAGCAACUUGGAGCUCCCACUGGAGGAGAGAGUGGAAGAGUUGCGACACAGGCUGAGGAUAGAAGCUGCUGUGGUGGAGAGCAACUUGGAGCUCCCACUGGAGGAGAGGGUGGAAGAGUUGCGACACAGGCUGAGGAUAGAAGCUGCUGUGGUGGAAGGAGCCAAGAAUGUCAUCAGACUGCUGCAGAGCUCUAAAGUGGCUGACAAGAAAGCCCUACAAGAGGCACAAGCGUCGCUGUCCGAAUCUUCUCGCAAGCUUGAUCUGCUGCGGUGUUCGCUGGAGCUACGCCACAAGGAGUUGCCGCCGGACUCAGCUGCGGCACAGCAACUCAAGGCAGAGAUACAGAGUGUCCAGGCUACCAGCCCUGGGCCUGUCACCUACACUAGUCUGCAGCCCUUCCCUCGUCAUGACGCCGCCAAGCCUGCCUCCAGCAACCCUUCUAGCCUCAGCCGCACAGCUGCUGUCACUGGCAAGCUGGAAGUCAGGCUGAUGGGGUGCCAGGACCUGUUGGAGGAUGUGCCCGGAAGGUCCAGGAGAGAGAAGGACAACUCGUCCAGUCCAGGAGAUCUGAGGUCCUUUGUCAAAGGAGUGACAGGCCGCAGUUCCAGUAAGAGCUACAGCGUCAAGGAUGAAACUAGCAAUGAGAUCAUGGCAGUUAUCAAGUUGGACAACCAGACAGUGGCCCAGACUAGCUGGCGUCCCUGCUCACAACAGGCUUGGGACCAGAGGUUCUCAAUAGAACUAGACAAGUCGCGAGAGCUAGAGAUAGGAGUGUUCUGGAGAGACUGGCGCUCGCUGUGUGCCAUCAAGUUCCUGAGAUUGGAGGAGUUCAUAGACGACAUCCGACAUGGCAUGGCUCUGCAGCUGGAACCCCAGGGUCUUCUGUUUGCUGAGAUUAAAUUUUUGAAUCCGAUGAUCUCACGUAAACCCAAGCUGCAAAGGCAGAGAAAGAUCUUCAAGCAGCAGGUGAAGAACUUCCCACGAGCCAAGCAGAUGAAUAUCAAUGUUGCCACAUGGGGCAGACUGCUGAAGAGGUCGUCGCCCUCCAUACAGAACUCUAGGACACACUCAGAGAGUCCACCUUCUACUGGGAGUGAGGUGGAAGACAAGCCAGAAGCCCCAGGUGAGGCCCCAGACCCGGGUGUGGCAGGGCUGAGUGGUGCCAGGCCGCUGGGUAUGGGUGUAGCAGUGCUGCCCCCGCUGCCCCCAGACAUGCCUUUCCUCCCCUCCGCUGUGGCUAAGAAGCGACCUCCUACCUUGCCUACUGUACCUCCGCCACCACCGCCACCUCCACCUAGACUUGACCAGGAGUUGCAGAGUGCGCUGAGAGAGUUUGACUUCCUUCAGGAGGAGGAGAGAGGGGGAGUGAGACCACUUCCUCACCCCCCUGCACCCCCUACCCAGCCUCCAACUCCUUCUCCGCUUAUAGAGUUCCCCCAGGAAGAGCCUGAGUACCCUCGUCCGCCAGCUAGAGCCCUAGAGUAUAGAGACUCAGCGUACGAGUCUCGUAGACAUUCUCAAUUCUCUGGUAUGACCAUGGACAACUUCAGGCUGCUCAGUGUCUUGGGCCGUGGACACUUUGGCAAGGUGAUCCUAUCACAGUACCGCAACACCGGGGAGUAUUUCGCCAUCAAGGCACUCAAGAAGGGUGACAUAAUCGCUCGUGACGAGGUGGAGUCUCUGCUAUCAGAGAAGAGAAUAUUUGAGGUGGCAAACACUAUGAGGCACCCCUUCCUGGUCAACUUGUUUGCCUGCUUCCAGACGGAGGGCCACGUAUGUUUUGUGAUGGAGUAUGCGGCCGGUGGUGAUCUGAUGAUGCACAUACACGCUGACGUGUUCACAGAGCCUCGUGCUGUGUUCUACGCAGCCUGUGUUGUCUUGGGACUGCAAUAUCUGCAUGAGAGCAAGAUCAUUUACAGAGAUCUCAAGUUGGACAACCUGCUGCUGGACACCGAGGGUUAUGUGAAGAUCGCUGACUUUGGACUUUGUAAGGAAGGGAUGGGAUUUGGAGAUCGUACAGGCACAUUCUGUGGCACACCUGAGUUCCUGGCACCCGAGGUGCUCACAGAGACAUCCUACACCCGAGCCGUGGACUGGUGGGGUCUGGGCGUGCUGAUAUUUGAGAUGCUUGUGGGAGAGUCACCGUUUCCUGGAGAUGAUGAGGAGGAAGUAUUUGAUUCUAUAGUCAAUGAUGAGGUUCGCUACCCAAGAUUCCUGUCACUAGAGGCCAUUGCUAUAAUGAGAAGGCUGCUGCGUAAGAACCCUGAGCGAAGGCUUGGCUCCAGUGAGAGAGAUGCAGAGGAUGUCAAGAAGCAAGCGUUCUUCCGCAGCAUACCCUGGGAAGACUUGCUGCUGCGUCGAUUCAAACCUCCCUUCGUGCCAACUGUGCAUGGCGUGGAAGACGUGAGUAACUUUGAUGAAGAGUUUACGUCAGAACUGCCUCAGCUGACUCCUCCCAAGGACCCACGACCUCUCACUGACGAUGAGCAGACACUCUUCAGAGACUUCACUUACAUGGCUGACUGGUGUUGAUGUGGAAAUUGGGUGACCUGAGCUCAAUUUGAAACCCGGUUUUUGACUAUCUUUUUCACGGCAAUGAAAGUUUUAUAUUUAUGAGCUGCCUUAUACUUGAUAUAUUUACUAUUUUACUAUUAUUGGAUAAAUCACUGAUAUAUCAUUAAACCUGUUAUAGUAAAAUAGGUGCUGUUGUGAAGUUUUGAUCAAACAAUCAAAUUUUGUUUAACUCUGUUUACAUAUAAAUAUACCUUUGAUAUUUUGUAAGUUAAUUAAAUUGUUUCAAUUCCUAUAAUUUAGUUGUAUUGUAGUUUUUUAUUGAGCAAACACAUAUCAUUGAUCUAACAUUUUAUAUAAAAUAAAAGUGGUUCAAAUGAUCCGAAACAGCUAUUAAUAAUAUUUUAGAGCAUUAAGGGCAGGUUUAUUUCUACUUAUUUUUAUAAAAUUCUCCAGUAUUUGUCAUUUUUUAACUCAACAUUUUACAAUGCAUGUAAUUUUCUUAAAGUCAAUAGACAAGCUCAACAUUUUCAGUUAGGUGCUGGUUUUUGGGAACCAGCCAACAAAGAAAUUGCACAUAAAUCCCCUCCACCUCGAACAAUUGUUGAGGUCUGCAUCCCAGCUAUUUGGUUGUAACAGUUUUUAUUGAUCGAUAGUCGUAAUCAAGUUGUACAUUUUCAGUUGUAAAUAUCGUGUAAAUACGGUCUAUAACACAAUACCAAGGCAGCUAGCUGAGUGAGACGUGCCUUUAUGAGGGACUGGGUGAUUUAUAAAGUUGUAUAUCAUUCUUAUAUUUGAUGUAGCUGAUCAAUUACAUCAGUUUUGUAUUGAAUAGUUUUAUAUUGAUUAUCAUCACACCCAGUGCAGUGUUGUUUACUUUCCCGUUCGUUCCCAGCAUUCUUAUUAUCCUACAUAAAAUCAAAGGUUUAAGAGGUGGCUAGUCAUGUCUUGUGUUUAUAAGUGAGUUUGACAGGCAAACUGGAGUAUCCCGUAUAAACUCAUCGAAACCUUAUUCUAAAACAUUGAUAAAGAAUUGGCUUUUACAUGUGAAAAAUAAUAGCAAAACUGAUUCAGUCAAUGCGAGGCAGAUUGUGAGAGAAUGUUUUCAAGAAUGUUUCUAGCCACCUCUUAUGAAACUUGAAAACACACAAGCAUACAAGUAAUAAAGCAUAUUUUAACUUUAUCAUGAGUAUUAUUUUUAUUUAUGUAUGUUUAAACACUUUUUCAUAUUUUACAUGGGUGUUAUUUAACAGCUAAGUUUUUCUCAUUUACAACAACAAAAAGUUUAAAUCAAAUUAAAGAGUGAUGCUUAUGAAUUUAUUUUACAAUUGUGCAGAAUUUUACAACUUUAUUUCAGCUGCUUCUUUUCAGAGUGAAGUUUAUACACAUAAGAUCGUGUAUUUUUGCUACUCAAACAAAGAUAUUUUGCUGAUAUUCAGGCUACUAGGUGUUAAUAUAUAAAGAAUGUCUAUAUAAUUGAUAUAUAAAAGCUAUAUUCUACUCAAACUUUUCAUCUAAGUUCUGAGAUUUUAAACACCUAAUCUAGCAAUAUACUUUGCCUUUUAGAUACAUUAAUGCUUUUCAUUAAAAUCCAAAAUGCAUUUUAUAUAUUUAUUAUUUACCCUAGGAAUUAUUGACAAUAAACACAUUGUGAAAAGUGAUACGACUGCCAUUUUUGGUAGUUGUGCUAUGAAACGUUGUGGUUUUUAUAUUCAACAGUUUGCUCAAAGAAUUGAAAUAAUUUAAAUCGAGGUUUUUAAACUGAUCACACAUAUGAUGACUCUGAACAACCUGUACGUGAAAGUAACAUGAUUACGAAUACCACUAUAAGUAUUAUUAUGUAUUUUAAACAGUGUUUUAUAUGAAUAGAGGAGAUAUUUAAAUGGAUUUUAAAAGAUUGUAUCAAUAUAGUAUUGCUUAUUUUUAUAGAUCCUGUUUUAAUGGUUGUUUUAUUUGAAAUAAUUAAUUUGUCACUGAACGACUGAUUGAGGCUGCUUUUUUGAAGUAUUUUCACAAACGAUAAUGAUUCUAAAGCAUGUUAAUUUAUGAUAAAUCACAGAUUUAUAGCAUUUAUGUGCAUGUUAUUAGAUAUAUAAAUAUAUAUUUGGAUAUUUUAUUUUUAUUGCAACUGUUACGUUUGAGAUUUUGAAGCUUGCAGGUCUGUAUAACAAAACCUGACACUUUUGUCGGUUGUUUUUAAAGUUUUGUAAAAUGUUCAAGAACUAAUUUUAUAUUAGCUUUAGCUAGUGAUGUCUAUGCGAAUGUUUUGUUUCUAUUCUCACUGCUUAUUGUGAAUAUGUAUAAAUAAAUGUAAAAAUAUUCUAACCUGGUUUUGAAAUUGCCUUAGCUAACAUUAACUAUUAAGAUGCUCAUUAUGACUAGCUUGAUAGUCAUAUAAUCAAUUUUAAAUCAAUAUUUCUCUAGGUAUUUUACUAUUUUAAGGUCUUUAAAUUUAAACCUGUUUGAGUUAACAAUUUUUAACUUUUUAUUUGUAAAAUAUCGGAUGACCUUUUGCUUUGUAAUUUACACUGUAUGAUAAUAUGAAUCUAAAAAUGUUGUAAUAAUAAGCAAUUUAAAAUUAACUGUCGGCUUGUUUACCUUUCCAUAACAUAAUAAAUUAUGGUUUAACAUACAAUCGGAAAGGUGUGAAUGAUCAUCAAUUAUUUAUAGAUGAUUAUCAAUUGUUAUGUACUCUACUCUUUAAAAAAUCACAAUUUUUAUGUAAUCAUUAAGCACAUUUUAAACUUAAGCUGGCUUGUGGACUGUUUCUAACAUGCUUAAAAUUUUGUAUUAUCUUGAAAUAUACAGUCAGUCCUUGAAUUAUAAUAAAACUCUUUUAAGGAGGCGUUUUGUUCUCCACAUUAAACUAAGAGAGGUUCUAUAUUUACUGCACCUUUUUUCAAUGUAUCUCACACAUUGUAUUACCUAUCAAAUGUAUACCAAAAGUUAUUGGUUAUGUAUAUGGUCCUAAAAAUGCCAGUAAAAGUGCCACACAAAAAAAAUAUUGAUAAGAAGAAAUAUUAUUCUACCUUUUUUUAUGAUAGCAUAUCAUUGUAAUUGUUAUAAAGCAAAAGGUCUCUCUAAAUAUGACGGUUUUACUCUGGAGAAAUGAGGACAACGUAGUUCUAUAUUUUAAAAUUCCGCCUUAUUUUUUUCCAUGCCUGUAAGGGAAUAAUAUAUCUUACAUGGUUAAUAAAUGCAUCCAAAAUGUUUAUUUAUAAGCUAUUUAUCAAGCUCUUAUGAUUGUAUAUUACCUGUUUUAUAAUGGUUUUUAUUUCAGUUUCCUAUAAAGGCACUAAAAUCUUCCCAGACUGUUAAAUGGGUUUUAACUUAAAUGUUAGUUCCUCAUUUCUACAGAGCCCACUUCCUAUGAAUCACACAUUGCUCAUAACUACCAUAUGCCAAAUUAAUACCUAAACAGUUGUAUGUGAACUGGUGAUAUUGACUGCCAGUAGGCAAGAUCAAGUUUUUGGUCUAUUUUAAUGUUAUUAUUACUGUUACAUUCACUAGAAAUAAAUCACAUUUUAGUCUA
Messenger RNA from Macrosteles quadrilineatus (aster leafhopper), 8823 nucleotides. Its product is annotated as serine/threonine-protein kinase N-like. Gene Ontology annotation, biological process: signal transduction; protein phosphorylation. Lineage: Eukaryota; Metazoa; Arthropoda; Insecta; Hemiptera; Cicadellidae. Gene Ontology annotation, molecular function: small GTPase binding; protein serine/threonine kinase activity; ATP binding. The transcript has 31 exons. The record is from RefSeq and is a predicted model, not a curated record. The coding region runs from base 204 to 5312 and encodes 1702 amino acids.